CUCUACCCUCCCUCGGCACACUCAGUCCUUCUCUUGAACCGGAGAGAGAAGAACUAUUUAUUUUCUUUUUUUUUCAGUGCUCAUCUGGAGACAAAAUUUCAGUUGAGAAUUUAAAGAAGAUUUUAAAAGCCAAUGAUGGACUUAGAUCCUCGACAAUAUGAUAACGUAGCUAUCGAUGAUGGUGAUGUUCGUAGCGUUGUUCUAUCAUACCUUGUACAUAAUUGCUUUAAAGAGACUGCAGAUUCAUUUGUUGCUACUACUGGUGUAAAGGUCCCUGACAAUUAUCCUGUGGGCAUGGAUAAAAGAAAACCUAUAUAUCAUUUUGCACUGGAGGGUAAUGCUCUAAAGGCCAUAGAGCUUACAGAACAGCUGUCACCUAACUUACUAGAAGAAAAUAUGGACUUGCAUUUCGAUCUCUUGAGCCUUCAUUUCGUUGAGCUUGUCUGCACUAGGAAGUGCUCAGAAGCUUUGGAAUUUGCUCAGAGCAAGUUGACCCCGUUUGGGAGGGUCAACAAAUAUGUUGAAAAGCUUGAAGACUUUAUGGCUUUAUUAGCUUAUGAAGAGCCAGAGAAUUCUCCUAUGUUUCACUUGCUAAGCUCGGAAUACAGACAGCAUGUUGCAGAAUCUCUGAAUGGAGCAAUUCUUGCGCAUUCCAACAUGCCCAGCUAUUCAGCACUGCAAAGGCUGCUACAGCAAACCACAGUAGUUAGACAAAGUUUACAUCAAGAAUCUAAUAAGGACGAGCAUGCACCGUUUUCUUUGAAGGCUUUCCUUAAGAGUUAAAUCCGAGCACACGCAAGAUUCAGGCUUUGCUGCCGAAUGGUUGAUGUCUUUGUUUGAUCCCUGCAUCUGAUUAUUUAUUCAUGGUUAUAACAGUUAGCUCGGAUUGCUCUAAAACUGAAAAACCUGGGUGGAAAAUAGUCUGAAGAAUGCACUUGUAAAAAAACUAGAUGAGCAUUUUCUGUAAUAGGGUUCUUAUUUUUCAGUUUGUCGUAUAUAACUUUUGAUUCGAGUGGUAUAACAAAAUGAGGUCUUGUUCACCAAUUCUCCACACACUAGGCUUUCACUCAAGCAUUUGCUAGUGUUGACGUUC
Messenger RNA from Papaver somniferum (opium poppy), 1093 nucleotides. RefSeq names its product glucose-induced degradation protein 8-A homolog. The transcript has 7 exons. Gene Ontology annotation, molecular function: protein binding. Gene Ontology annotation, biological process: cell surface receptor signaling pathway; cytoskeleton organization. Gene Ontology annotation, cellular component: cytoplasm. The record is from RefSeq and is a predicted model, not a curated record. Lineage: Eukaryota; Viridiplantae; Streptophyta; Magnoliopsida; Ranunculales; Papaveraceae. The coding region runs from base 133 to 783 and encodes 216 amino acids.